AUGGAGCCACGUUUUCGGGUCCCAACUGUAGUCUCGGGACAGAAAGUAUAUUUUUUCACAAAGUCCUGGAAGGCCGUCUGUGAUAAUGAAGAUGAAAUGAUAAAAUUAUCGCGACCUGGAUACCGAAACGUUCGUUUCAGAUUCACAUAUUUCCAAAGAUUUGAUUUGAGUUUUAGAGGAAUGAGCCAAAUCUAACCACGUUGGGUCCGAUCGCAGCGCCUGUUUUUUUCAAUUAUAAUGUUCCAGAAAAGUGUGCCGACAAGUUAGGUAUAGCAUUUAAGAGUUCUUGAUACGGGAUGGGCCAUUUUUCAGCGAAUUUUGCUCUUUCGGCAGGCCAACGAUCAGAUUUGGCGACUGUUGGUCCAUUGACAGACGCUCUCAUAUGUCUUUCUUUUUUCAUGCCUGAUUCAAGCUAUGUAUGUUUUGAUUUGUCGUUUCUGAUCGUUAGAAAGAAAAAAAAGGAAAGCGAAAAUUAAAAACUUUAUUGAUCUAUUUUUUUCAUAAGGAGUUUAUAGAGAAUUUACCCAAGAUAAAUUUUUAUCUUUUUAAUAUUAUUUCUUCUCUUCAUUAAAAAAAUUAUACGUCAUUUUUGCCCCCUAAAAAAAGUAUAUUUAAAAAAAUUUAUAAUAAAUAAAGUAAAAAUAUUUUGCAAUUUCUGCAACCUUGACAUGUUCUGUUUCGUUCCAGCUUUCAAAUAACGACGAUGGAUUUAAAUAAAACGAGAAUCAUUUUAAAAUAGUAUCAUGUGGAUUCUGAGGCCGUGUUUAAAGUAAUUUCCGCGAAAUGCAAAACUAUCUCUGACUCUCCGAAACUUAGUUAUCUUUAUCACUCUCUGAUAGAUUUUUGAAUUUUGUGGUAUCACUUGAAUUGAACACGGUAUAGAAAACUGUUUUAUUGUUCUCAAUAGUUUUUUUUUCCUUCGUCCAACACGAAUUUUUUGUACAAAUAAAAAUUACAGCGAGAUCGAGCCAAGCAUUUAUGUGGAGUUUUUUUCGGCGGGAAGCACGAUGUAUAUGAGCUUUUGGAAAGAGACGAUGACUAUAGAAGUGAAUAAUUUGAAAUAUAAAUUAUAAAUAUUUCAAAUUACAGGUAUCAUAUCGAUUCUCAGCAAUCACUGCCUGGCUGACGAAUCGCUUCCGCAAGAAAAUUUGGAGCAGUUGCAGCUGAAAUAUUUCAUUCUGGACCUCGCGACGUCGCGGGAUGAUUACGGGAAAUGGAAGGCUUUGAUGCGUUUUGCAGAACGCGGAUAUUACUGGUUCGCAUUUUUCGAUAGUUCGAGCUUCAUGAAUGACAAAAGUGUUUCUCUCAAUAUUUCAAACAAGCGCAACCGAUUUUCCAUUCACUUAUGCUCGCCAUAGUAUUGCCAAAUUCGAAAAGAGCUUCUCAUAAUCUAUUUUCGGUACUUUUGGCUUCUCUUUGGAAAGCCGAAAUCGUAAAAAAAAAAAUGGGUUUUCUAUUCUAGAGGAAAAUAAUGGUCUUCAAUCAUUUUCGCAACAUCGUGAUGGUAUCUUGGAAUUCUUGAAAUUGAAAUCCGUAUAAACAGGAUCUUUCCAUUGGUUUUGUUUCCUGAAAAUUCUAUUGGUUUGUUUCCUAAAAAUGCCUUGUUCGAAGUAAUUUGCGCGAAAUGCAAAAUGGACUCUCCGUAAUUCAGUUAUCUUUUUCUUUCUCUGAUGUCUAUUUUGAAUUUCACAAAAUAACUUCGAACACGGCAUAGAAUUUUCGUAUUUUACAAGAUCCAAAAGAAACAACAUUUCCCUCAUAAAAAAUGUUUCAGGGACACCCUCGUCCUGAUCACUCUCGGAGAACGUUUCCACAAUGUCAACGUCGAAUUGCGAAAAAGAUUGAUCAACAAGUUAUCGCCGUCAGUCAAGAAGCUCUACAUAUACCAGUACGUAGUUCCAGAAUUGUGCACUUGGGCUGGUGUAGCAACGUUUAUUGCUCUUGA
Caenorhabditis auriculariae is the source of this 1945-nucleotide messenger RNA. Lineage: Eukaryota; Metazoa; Nematoda; Chromadorea; Rhabditida; Rhabditidae. The record is from the annotation of a GenBank genome assembly.